This is a messenger RNA of Nilaparvata lugens (brown planthopper), 2825 nucleotides long. RefSeq names its product pre-rRNA 2'-O-ribose RNA methyltransferase FTSJ3. The transcript is spliced from 14 exons. Lineage: Eukaryota; Metazoa; Arthropoda; Insecta; Hemiptera; Delphacidae. Gene Ontology annotation, molecular function: rRNA (uridine-2'-O-ribose)-methyltransferase activity; rRNA (guanine) methyltransferase activity. The coding region runs from base 129 to 2783 and encodes 884 amino acids. The record is from RefSeq and is a predicted model, not a curated record. Gene Ontology annotation, biological process: maturation of LSU-rRNA from tricistronic rRNA transcript (SSU-rRNA, 5.8S rRNA, LSU-rRNA); maturation of 5.8S rRNA from tricistronic rRNA transcript (SSU-rRNA, 5.8S rRNA, LSU-rRNA); rRNA methylation. Gene Ontology annotation, cellular component: preribosome, large subunit precursor; nucleolus; nucleus.
GAAGCAUCCUUUUCUCAGUCCAAGUCCAAGGAUGUUCCUCUGAGUUGCACGUGGUUUUAACAUUUUUGCCUGGUUUCAGGUAAAUAAAUAAAUAGCUGAUAUUUUGUUGAAGAUAACAAAAAUUCACAAUGGGAAAGAAAACAAAAAUUGGAAAACAGCGGCGUGAUAAAUAUUAUCAUUUAGCCAAAGAAACAGGUUUCCGUUCACGUGCCGCCUUCAAGUUGAUCCAGCUGAACAGAAAGUUCAACUUUUUGCAAAGUUCGAAAGUUUUGAUCGAUUUGUGCGCCGCCCCGGGAGGAUGGAUGCAAGUGGCCAAACAGAACAUGCCCGUGUCGAGCAUUGUGGUCGGAGUCGACCUGUUUCCCAUCAAAGCCAUUCCUGGAUGCAUUUCGCUCGUUGAAGACAUUACCACCGACAAAUGUCGACAGGCGCUGGGCAAAGAGCUGCAGAACUGGAAGGCAGAUGUGGUGCUGAACGACGGAGCACCCAACGUGGGCAUGAACUGGUUGCAUGAUGCCUAUCAGCAGGUGUGCCUCACUCUGCAGGCACUCAAGCUGGCCACACAGUUCCUGCGACCGGGCGGCUGGUUUGUGUCCAAAGUGUUUCGCUCCAAGGACUAUCAUCCGUUGAUCUGGGUGUUCAAACAGCUGUUCAAGAAGGUGCACGCAACAAAACCGCAAGCCUCUCGUUCGGAGUCGGCCGAAAUCUUCGUGGUUUGCCAACACUAUCUGGCGCCGCACAAGAUCGACCCCAAGUUCCUCGAUCCCAAGUACGUGUUCAAGGACCUCGAGAUCGAAACCGUCAACACGACCAACGCGUUUCACCCGGAACGCAAGAAGAAGGCCAAGGCAGAGGGGUAUGCCGACAGUUUCGCUGGUUAUAACACGCUGACUGCUAGUCAGUUCCUGGCCUGUGAGAAUGCUGUUGAAGCGCUGCAAACUUUGUCUGUGAUAACAUUUGAUGACGAUGAAAUCUCGAACCAUCCCAAAACAACAGCUGAGCUGAAGGAAUGCUGCAAGGACAUCAAGGUCCUUGGCAGGAAGGACAUCAGGAUGCUACUGGCGUGGUGGAAGGCACUUCGCGACGAGAAGGACAGUAAAAAGGAGGAAGAAGAAGAAGAUGAAAAGAAGGAGCAAUCAACGGAGGUUGAUGAAAUAGAAAUGUCAGACGAUGAGAAGGAUCUGGAGGACAUUGAGAAGAAAAUUGAAGAACUUGAGGUAAGCUGGUUGAGAGAUCUGAAAAGAAAGAGGAAACGUGUCAACAAGGAGCGUACAAAACUCCACGAAAAAUUGAACUUGAAAAUGGUUUCCAAAGACAAUGAAGGUCCAAAAGAGAUUGAAGAGGGUAUCUUCAGUAUUAAACAAAUCAAAACUAAAGAGAAUCUGGACAAGGUAAUAGAUCAACGACCUGAUUUACUGGCUGAAGAUCCAGUAAAGAAGCAGAAAAUAAAGAAAACUGUUAGAUACGAUGCUGAGCAGACCUAUCUAGAUGAUUCCGGAAAGUUUUAUAGAAAUGUUGGAAGUGACGUGAGUGAAAGCAGUGAUAGUGACGAUAGUGAAGAGGACACUCUGCCCCCUACUAAUGGUCUUGGCAUCAAAAGCAGCCGAUUCUAUGAUGAAGAUGAUGAUAAUGAUGAUGAGUCAGCUGUCAAAAAACAGAAGAAAGAUGAUAAGAGUAAGAAUAAGAAGACGGUCAGGUUUGCGAGUGAUGUGAAAGAAAAUGAUGGUAGUGAUGAUGAUGACAGUGAAGAUGAUGAUGAUGAUGAUGAUGAUUCGGAUGAUGAAAGAAGCGGUAAAAAUCCACUGAUCACAGAUCUUGAUACAAGAGACAGUCUCACCAAAAAGGAACACAAGGCUCAGAUGUGGUUUGCUAAGGAUGCGUUCAAAGAUUUGAUAAAAGAAACAGACGAGGAUUAUGAACUGGAUAAAAUAGCGGCCAAUAUCAAGCAGAAAGGCGGAAAUCUGGUGAACGAUACUCAGGAGAACGGCUCUCUUCCGACGAAAAGGAAAACAGUGGUGGCUGAGAAGUAUACAACUCCUUGUAAAAAACAGAAGAACAAAUCGUCAGAUACUGAUAGUACGGAUUCUGAUUCGGACUAUGAUAUAGAAGAGGCUGAGCUCGAAGGAGCGCCAAAGAUCAAGAAAGAUAAGAAGGCUGGCUUUGAAGUGGCUCCCAGGGAGACAUCAUUGAAAAAGGCAGACAAAAGGAAGCUGUCGGUGGAGGGGUUAGCACUCGGGGCAUUGAUGGCGACUUCCAAGAAGAUGAAGCGGGAUCUGAUAGAUGGCGGCUGGAACAGAUACGUGUUCAAUGAGGAUGGGCUGCCUGACUGGUUUGUCGAGGAGGAGAAAAAGUUCAUGAAGAAAGAGGUUCCAGUGCCUAAGGAGCUGGUAGACGAAUACAAGAAAAAGCUGCAAGAAAUCAACACGCGGCCAAUCAAGAAGGUGAUCGAAGCCAAGGCCCGGAAGAAGAAGCGCGCGCUGAAGAAGAUGGAACGCGCCAAGAAGAGACUGGAAGGACUCAUCGAUAAUCCCGAUAUAUCGGAACAGGAGAGGACCAGGCAGAUUAAGAUGUUGUACAAGAAGGCGAGAGCCACGAAAAAACCGGAAGUUGAGUAUGUGGUGGCGAAAAAGAACAUGACUGGCGCGCGGGUUAGGAGGCCACCUGGAGUCAAAGGUAAGUUCAAGGUCGUUGAUCCCAGGCUCAAGAAGGACACAAGGGCCGAAAUUAAGAGGGGCAAGAAAACUAAGGGUAAGAAUACGAGGAACAAGAGAAAUAAAAGGUGAUAUUAGUGUUGUUUUUUAAAUAAAAUAAUUGUUUUAAAUUUU